GUCAAUUUGGCCACGGCUCCUUAAUUUCGUCUCAAAGCUGAGCUUCAGUUUGAACUCUAAGCACACCAAUGUAAAAUGCAUACAGAAUUUUUAAUGCAUCUGAAAUAUUUAAAUUAAGAGCGAACAUGUCAAUUGUUCAUCACUUUUAGCCACAUCCUGCAUCAAUACACACAAACCAUGUACAUAUAUAUGUGCACGAACAUAAAGCCUAUGUUAAAGUGCAAAAAUAAACACCUGAGCUUACACAAGCCGUAAAACUCAAAGAGUUGGACUUUGAUACUGCCGUGUGCCUUUGUGUGUGUAUCCACAGACCUGUUUAUGUGAUUUGUGACUGUAAUCCAGGAUCAGCAAGCACAAAAGCAUUGGCAAAACUCGUGACACAAACUCUGCCUUGCAGUAUUAUAGGACCUGGGAGAGACCCUCUGUACAGAGAAUCAUGACAAGACAUCUGUAAGAGCCACGUCUUCAUAAUUGGACCCUAUGGAGGGAUUUGAGGAUCCAAAAUGGGCCCUGAGGGACCUGAAUGAGAGGCUUAAAGGUUUUGUGGAGCAUGUCAAUCUGUUGGAACAGUCGAAUCGCAACCUCGAGCAACAAAUUGCGAAAUGGGGAAAGCGAAAUGCUGGUCCGCCACGGGACUUGUGUGGCAAGGAGGCGCUGGCACAGGAACUUAGAGCUCAGGUCAGUAAGAUGCUGAUGGAAAACGCAGAGGUUCUUUUGCAAUCCGAGGCUGUGAAAUUUAAGGCCUUGCGUUUGCGUGGCAGGUGUGAAACCGAAGAGAAAUUUCGCCGUCUGAAGGAACAGCAGGUGUCACAGCUGAAAAUGAAGAAGAAAGAAGUGGAGAUGACUAACAAACUGCUGGAAAAACAGAUGUCACAUUUCAAACAAGAGUUACAGCAAAUUGCAGAAGAACAAGAGAAGGAGCUGGAUCAGCACCAGAGACGAGUAAUACUGGAGUGUGAUCGAGUGCAAGCGCAGGUUGCUGCAGGGGAGAAUGGCAGAGGAAUGGAUCUCUCCCGGACCAGCACCCAGUCCGACCACUCCAGCCCAUCUUCGAGCAGCCCUGACUCGGCCACGUCACCAAAUACAGCUACAGGCUCCGGCCCGGCAUCACAGACGAGACCCAGAAAGGAUGCAGCCGGCACAUUUAUACCACAGGUGAGAGCGGGUGAAGAAGCCCUGAAGGAAGCCCGGGCUGAACUCACGGAUGCUAGGAAAAGAUGGCAUCGCCUCCAGGUGGAGAUCGAAUCGCUACAUGCCUUGGAGAAAGGUCUUCAAAGCUCCUUACGUCACACUCAGCAGCAGUACUCCAUGCAACUCGAGGAUCUCUCUAGAUCUGUGAAGAGCCUGGAAUCGGAGUUGGAAACGGUGCGGGACAGUUUGGAGGUCCAACGGCAGAACCACAUCCAGCUUCUCAACACUAAGAUGAGGUUGGAGAGAGAGAUCAGCACCUACAGGAAACUCCUGGAGCACGAGGAGGGCAGGUUUUUCAGUUCAGACGGGGUAAAGCUGAAGCCAUGGAAAGGGUCUGUUCCCGCUCUUGAGCAGAAUGGUUUGUCCAACGGAUGUGACGAGGAGAUCCCUCCGACCGCUUCCGUAGAGAAAACAGCAACUUUAAAAAGUCCAGCCCUUCAACGCCAGCAAAGCCUUGUCACUUUGACAGAUUCAACUGAAAGCCAAGACGGCGAGAUCAUCAGCACUGUGAAGACUCAAGAGGUUCUCGAAGGAAAUGUUGUCAGAGAAAGCGCUGAGGGUCAUGGAAAUGUUGAGACAGAAAAGAUUGACAAGGUGAUCAGGCAGUGGGAAGGUUCUUUCUUUCAAGGAAAUCCCAAACUGAGGAAGAAAUCGGUGUCUUUGCGUUUCAACCUCCACAUGGCCGUAGCGGACGAGGGGUGUGGCCAGACAAGAGAGGACAGUCUGCCGAACGUGGAGGUCCGUCUGGUCAUGAGACGAUCCCGCAGCAUACCCACCUUUGCCCAGUGAUGUCAUCACGACUGUGAUUGCUACAUCAUAAUUUCGUAACAGCGUCUCCGUGACAACAUCUCAGCAGUGAUGCCAUGUGACAUCAUAGAACUUUUGUCAUUUGAGAUGACCUGGCAUCACAUUGUUACAAAAAAAUCUUAAUUUGAUUAUAAAGAAACUGCUGCACAUCAAGAGAUAUUUAACAAAUUAAUUAAAAAUUUUGAUUUUAUUUUAAACUUAAAUGCUUAUGAAAUGGAUGGAGAGUUUGUGUAUAUUGCAGCGUUAUAUAUUUCGUACAAUGUGACUUAAAGACUUAUUAAGUCUCUUGCCACAAUACUUCUGCAUUUUGCUCAUUAACUAUUUAAAAACUAGAGAAAAUACUAGACUGUGAAAAAAUGUUGAGUAUGAAAAUAAACAGGCGGUCAAAGUUUUGCGGUAAAAAUGAAGUUUGGGGAAAAUUAACCUUUAGUGCAGACCAUCGCAAAAUGCCUUCUGAAAAUCAUUUUACACUUGGCUGAACUCAGACGUAGGUCUGGUUUUGCAGGUUCUGAGAGUGAACCAAAACGAAACGUUGUAAAAUUGCAAGUUUAGCAAAACUUGGCAAUAAAACGGGAGAUUUAUGUUGACAAAUUACUGUGAUGUUUACAAAAUGAGUUACAGUUAAAGGUGCGACCUAGAUGCGCAGAAGGAAAGAGAAGAUGAAACAUCGACAAUAAAUCACUUUAAUACAUUAACAACUUUGCUUUCAUAUUGGGCUGUAAAAAUCAUAUUGCUGCAUAUGGUUUAUGCUUUAUUCAAAGUGCAAACACUGUGUCUUCCUAAUCUUAAAUUAUGCAGGAUUAUUAAAAAAAAAACUUGGAAAAAAAAGUAAAUGGCAUUUUUGAUCUGCAUAUUAAAUCCAUUUAUCAUUCAAAUAAAUUGAUUUAUGAAUUUAAUAUGUUCUACCUCUAAUAGUUGAAUUGUAAAUAUGGGUAAAUUGUAAAAACAGGAAUCUUUCUGAUGCAACAAAGAAACUAAUACAAAUAUACAUUUAAUUUAAAGUUAUAUUAAAUCUGAAAUGUUUUCUUUCCGCUCUUUAGUUUCAUAUGUUCUUCAUAUCUCUUAACAGAAGAAUUGUGGGUUAUAUACAUCGGGUAAAAGUAGGAUGAUUAAAUCUUUUAUCCUGCACAUCUCACAUGCACUUUAAAAGAUUCCUUAAUCUUGUUUAUUUUUCACUGUAUUCAAUGUUUUCUUUUGACUGCAACAAAUGCUUUAAUGACUGUUAUUUUUGUUACACAUUUUUAAAUCUGUAUUUGCUCUGCCCUGCUAAAUGAUUUGGCUUAUACGUUGAAUGAGAAAUGCUAAUAAAGCUAUUAUUAUUUCUGAA
This is a messenger RNA of Paramisgurnus dabryanus, 3325 nucleotides long. It is a transcript of the gene krt222, whose product is annotated as keratin 222. Gene Ontology annotation, molecular function: structural molecule activity. The record is from RefSeq and is a predicted model, not a curated record. Lineage: Eukaryota; Metazoa; Chordata; Actinopteri; Cypriniformes; Cobitidae.